Cooperia oncophora is the source of this 447-nucleotide messenger RNA. Lineage: Eukaryota; Metazoa; Nematoda; Chromadorea; Rhabditida; Trichostrongylidae. The record is from the annotation of a GenBank genome assembly.
AUGACACCGCUCUGGACUAUGAAGAUUUUGGUGCUGUCAAAGCGUCCGCUAGCUUACGAAAUCUUUAAAAGUGGCAAAAGAAAUGAGCAACUGUCGUCAGAUUUAGGCCUGCGGUUGGAAAUAUACCGCUGUUUACAGAUGGCUGGGAGUCCUAAUGAGUUCUUUAAAUUCAUGCUCAAUUUCGCAGUUGAAGACUUGGAAUGUUGUAGAGCUGAACGCGAUAUCGCUUGUAUACUCGAUGUGUUGUGCAUUAAUCGACAGUUUCUUGAUUCCAAAGAGCAGGAACUUGUCGCACUUGUUCGACAUAAAAUUGCUGGAGAGUGGCGAAUGCCGGAAACAAUAGCGAUGGCUUAUCGCCUUCUUGUUUUCGUCUCUACGGAAGAAGCGCCUUCAUCUGAUAUGAGAGUUUUUCUAAGAGUUAACGUAUAUAUAUACCUAACAGUCUAG